AUGUCAGGCGAAGACCCUAGAAGUUUCUGCCGGGAGGCAAUGGAUCAGACAACCAAGGCAACCGAGAAGAUGUCUUUCAUUCAGCCGGGAAAAUAUCGGGAUCCACUUCCGUUUAACCUCAAAAAUCCGUACGCAUUCACGGCGAAAUUCUUCGUUAUUUCGACCAUCGGUUUCGCUGCUCCUUUUCUUGUGGUGUUAUACUCGAUGUACAAAACCGGACGAACAACUUAA
Molecule: messenger RNA, 231 nt
Organism: Sabethes cyaneus
Lineage: Eukaryota; Metazoa; Arthropoda; Insecta; Diptera; Culicidae
Exons: 2
Coding region: 1-231 (76 amino acids)
Biological process (GO): mitochondrial electron transport, cytochrome c to oxygen
Source: RefSeq, a predicted model, not a curated record